GACCACCAUCCAUUUCUACGACAGGGUCCUCAAGCCCGCCGUCAUAAAACGGGUCAGAGGUGAUGAAAAGGUAAAAGGUGAAGGAAAGUGGUGCGGGGUUAAAGGUCAAGUGGCCCCGGGGAAUAAUGUCUGGGAAAAGAUUAGAGGUGAUGACAACAGUACUGAUAAUGGGACGGCGGUUUUCAUGUUCUGCCGAAUAACAGUGCCAAGAAAAAUGAAGUCUUUUUUUUACGAUGAGUGGGCGAUUGUAGUAGCGUUAGUAGCGACAAUGACCUCAACUUUUGUUGCUUUGGCAGUCGGCUUCGCUGUUGUCCUAAUCGUAAAGAAACUUUUCACUAAAAUGAAAGAACCCCUGAUAAAAAAAUCCCCAAAGGAUAAAAAACCCCAACCGGCUCAUCACUACUCUACGUCACUGGCUACGUCAUCAGCAGCUGCAGCCAAUCAGAGAACAGCAUCUUCUUCUUCCGCUGCUGCCAAACAAGAUGGUAAUAAAGAGAAAAAGAAAAAGAAUGAUAAUGAUAGUGGUGGUGCUGGUGGUGUCCACUUUUGGUACGACCGGCUUCCGUACGAAUACACGAAGUUUACGCCCGCCAAAAAUGCCGAGAAGUCGAUGAAGUUAUAUGAGAAAGCAUCGGGUGAAGCUCUCACGAGGAUCAUUGCUAUCGGAGCAGACUUGCACAACAGACACAUGCACUCAUCAAGCAUCGCGAGGUAUUUCAAGAGGUUCAUCUCAAGUUUCCAGGACAGCUUGUUUAGCUUCAAGCCGGUCAUGUCCAAGGAUCUGGCGGACUUACUGGCGGAAGAAAACCAGAUGAGAAAAUUCGUGUACAGUGAAAAAGGAAAAAGAAAAUUAAUUGACUCAGGUCACUUGUUCGUAAAAGAUGCGGCUACAGAAGAAAAAACUUUCUGGAAAUGUGAUCAAUAUCAAAAUCUUGUAUGUCGGGCACGUUUGCAUACUCGUCAUGACAAAAUUGUAAGAUUCAACAUGGCUACACGAAAUGUUUUAAAUUCUGAGAUUUUGUGGUUUUUAUUUAGCAAACGUGAACUAUUGAGCGACGAAAGUUUUGGAAGCGAAGUGGCUGAAUUUUAUACUGCAGAGCAAAUCUCCUGUGCCGCCAAUGCGGAGUGCGAAGAUAAGAAGAAGACCUUUGAUAAGAAGCUGAUUAGCGAACUCUCAACUAAGAAACUCGAUAGGAAAUUUCUGUUAGAAUACAAGGAGUACAUUGAAAAAUAUUUGAACAACCAACUGAUUGUACUUCACAGCGAGAUGACUUAUACAGUCAGAAUGGACGCUUAUUUUAACGACAUGAUGAAAUCAAAAGCAAAGAACCAUCCAGCUACUUUCAUCAAAGACCUAAUAUCCGAGUAUAGAGCAUUUUGUGAAAGACUGCAAGAAAAAGCAGAUUUUAGUGUCAUGCCCGACUUGAUGAAAAGCGAAACGAAACACGAGAAACUCAUGAAGGAAUACGUGGAAUUUCUGGAAGACCCCUUAACUACCAACACCGAUCUUAUAACUUCAAUGACCUCUAUAUUUCCAACAGCAGUGUCGUAG
Messenger RNA from Helobdella robusta, 1552 nucleotides. RefSeq lists its product as hypothetical. NCBI's taxonomy places the organism in Eukaryota, Metazoa, Annelida, Clitellata, Rhynchobdellida, Glossiphoniidae. The transcript has 17 exons. Bases 185 to 1552 code for a protein of 455 amino acids. The record is from RefSeq and is a predicted model, not a curated record.